GUCGCUUCUGAGGAAGUGAAACUCAGACAGUCGUUGUCUUUGAGAGGUAAGAUGGCGCAGGAACGAGUUCAGCUGAUCAACAUUGUAUCUGUUAUCUGUUAUCUCUGCUCUCUGGAUGAACAUAAAGGCCACGACACCGUCUCAGCUGCAGCAGAAAGGACCGAGAGGCAGAGAGAGCUGGAGGGGAGUCGACUAAACAUCCAGCAGAGAAUCCAGGACAGAGAGAAAGACCUGAAGCUGCUCCAUCAGGAGGUGGAGGCCAUCAACCUCUCUGCUGAUAAAACAGUGGAGGACAGUGAGAAGAUCUUCACUGAGCUGAUCCGUCUCAUGGCGAAAAGAAGCUCUCGUGUGAAGCAGCAGGUCAGAUCCCAGCAGAGAACUGAAGUGAGUCGAGUCAAAGAGCUUCAGGAGAAACUGGAGCAGGAGAUCACUGAGCUGAAGAGGAACGACGCUGAGCUGAAGAUGCUCUCACACACAGAGGAUCUCAACCAGCUUCUCCACCACUACCCCUCACUGUCACCACUCAGUGGGUCUACAGACUCAUCCAGCAUCAACAUCCGUCCUCUGAGAUACUUUGAGGACGUGACGGCGGCUGUUUCAGGACUCAGAGAUGAACUACAGGACGUCCUGAGAGAGAAGUGGACAAACGUCUCACUGACGGGGACUAAAGUGGAUGUUUUACUGUCUGCACCAGAGCCCAAGACCAGAGAUGGAUUCUUAAGAUGUUCACGUGACAUCACUCUGGAUCCAAACACAGCAGACACACUGCUGUUAUUAUCUGAUGGGAACAGAAAAGCAACGAUAAUGAUGGAACAUCAGUCUUAUUCUAGUCACCCAGACAGGUUCACUAGUUAUUCUCAGGUCCUGAGUAGAGAGAGUCUGACUGGACGUUGUUACUGGGAGGUGAAGUGGAGAGGAGGAGGAGUUGAUGUAGCAGUUGCGUACAAGAGUAUCAGCAGAAAAGGGAACGGGGAUGAAUGUGUGUUUGGAUACAAUAACAAAUCUUGGGCAUUAAGAUGUAACAAAAACAGUUGUAACUUUCAGUACAACAAAGUCCAAACCCCUGUCUCUGGUCCUCGGUCCUCCAGACUAGGAGUGUACCUGGAUCACAGAGCAGGUAUUCUGUCCUUCUACAGCGUCUCUGAAACCAUGACUCUCCUCCACAGAGUCCAGACCACAUUCACUCAGCCUCUCUAUGCUGGACUUCAUCCUUUCAGUUAUGGAGACACUGCUGAGUUGUGUAAUCUGAAAUAGACCAAAGUCAUUUAAGGGUGAC
Cyclopterus lumpus (lumpfish) is the source of this 1276-nucleotide messenger RNA. RefSeq names its product tripartite motif-containing protein 16-like. The transcript has a single exon. The record is from RefSeq and is a predicted model, not a curated record. Gene Ontology annotation, molecular function: protein binding. Bases 52 to 1254 code for a protein of 400 amino acids. NCBI's taxonomy places the organism in Eukaryota, Metazoa, Chordata, Actinopteri, Perciformes, Cyclopteridae.